This is a messenger RNA of Oreochromis aureus, 974 nucleotides long. Its product is annotated as cornifelin homolog B-like. The record is from RefSeq and is a predicted model, not a curated record. The transcript is spliced from 4 exons. NCBI's taxonomy places the organism in Eukaryota, Metazoa, Chordata, Actinopteri, Cichliformes, Cichlidae. The coding region runs from base 171 to 569 and encodes 132 amino acids.
AAUGGAAGCGUGUGUAAAUGUUCAUCUUUCUCUGUCAGAGAGGUGGUUUCUUUGAAAACAGAAAGUAAACAGAGCCUUCAACCCACACUUGACCACUCCCGUCACAAUUUACGGUCAUAGGUUGGACUUGCUCUCAUUUUACUCAUAACUCGGAGAAGCAGAGAAAAGGAAUGGCCUUCCAGCAAUCAACCACCCAGGUGAUAGUCACCACCACUGCAAUGAGUCAACAGUCUGGGCAAUGGAGCACCGGCAUCUGUGACUGCUGCUCUGAUAUGAACACCUGUUGCUUUGGAUAUUGGUGUUUCUCCUGCAUGCAGUGUGACACAGCCAGUAAACAUGGAUGGUGCUGCGCAAUGCCACUGCUGGACUUUUGCUGUGUGGUGUCCUGCUUACUGCGCAAUUCUGUCAGAGAGCGCUACAACAUCCCUGGCUCGUGCUGCGAUGACUGCUGCAAAAUAUUUUGGUGUUAUCAGUGUGUCUGGUGCCAGAUGCAUCGUGAGCUGAAGAUCAGGGAAAACCAGUACCCUGCCGCCUCGACGGUGGUCACCACGCAGGUCAUCCGUGGAUAAUAUGCAAUCAUUUUAGCUGUGUGUUGAGUGAAAAUGACAAAGAUAUUUUUCAAAAAGAUUUUACAGUGAUGAAACACAUACGAAAAUAUUACUUCUGUUUCUUCAGCAUGAGGUGAAAAUCUGAAAAUGUAGCCUGGCAUGUGAUCUGCUUUCUUUUUUGCAACAUUUCAUAUAUAGCUGUUUCAAAUAAUCUAAAGCCAGAUUUGAUAGCUUUAGAUUAUAUGUUUAAAUCAGAUGUUUUGAGUUUUGUUAGCAUACUGCAUAUAUCAUCAUCAUUUUUUUCAAUAAAAUCUGUAUCAUUUAACAUGCUCACGCUUAUAGUAACUUUGUCCAAAUUGAGUUUCACCUGUGCUAAAAUAAAAAGUAUUCAUAUUCACUACUAUACGAGGCAUUGUUGUACUUUUU